Messenger RNA from Mycotypha africana, 1569 nucleotides. RefSeq lists its product as uncharacterized. The record is from RefSeq and is a predicted model, not a curated record. NCBI's taxonomy places the organism in Eukaryota, Fungi, Mucoromycota, Mucoromycetes, Mucorales, Mycotyphaceae. Bases 362 to 1261 code for a protein of 299 amino acids. The transcript is spliced from 3 exons.
GAUCAGGAAAAAGAGAUUCCAAACGAUAUACAAUAUUACUGAAUCGACAGUCUUGAAUGUCGCUCGAGCGUAAGUCUCGAAUAUCCAGGGACAGUCGCUUCUAUUGUGAGCGUUAUAGCUAUUGGUCAUUAUUUCGAUCUGAAACCUUUUUCUUUGUGCUUUACGGAUGGUAUGCUCGUUUUCUUCAAUGUUAACAGUGCUUGCGGAAUGCUGUUUUGAACAGUUGAGGAUAAUAUUACAAUAGCAACCCAAUUAUUCCGAAGCGCUAUGUUGUGAAUACUUUCAAAACUGGCUGCUUUGCUUGAAAGUAAAAUUUCCCGAAAUAUUCGAAAACCAUUUACUUAUAAAUACCUGGUUAUAAAUGUGGCAGAUCUCAUCUUCUGCUGAAAAAAGCUCAUCUUUCUUCUACAUCAAAAAGAAAAAAAUUUCCUAUAUAAUUGCAAAAAUGAAGACAAUCAAUCUUUUGUUCUCUGCUGCCACUUUCGCUACUGCAGUUUCUGCCACGGACAGAUAUCAAGCAGCACCUAUUUUGAAUGCACCAGGUAUUCAAGUUGAAACAAGACCUCCCGUUAUCGUUGUACAAACUGUGACCCGUACCAGAACUUGGGUAAGUCAACCUACCGACUGGGACUACAAGCCUUCCUGGAACGAUAACCCCUCUUGGGAUAACAAACAUGACUGGAACAACAAGCCUUCUGAAUGGAAACAUGAUAAAGAUAAUUCUCACUGGAAAGUUGAUAAGUAUAAUGGUAAACAUUAUGGUAAGGGUGAUGAUGGCCAUUACUAUCACCAUAAGGGCAAAUACGAUAAUGAUGAUGAUGAUGAUGAUGACGAUGACAAGGAUGAUGAUGACGAUGAUGAAGAUGAUGAUGACGAUGAAGAUAAUAAGAAAUACAACAAGAAGCAUGGCAAGUAUCAUAAGAAUAAACAUCAUGAUGAUGAUGACGAUGAUGAUAAAAAAUGGAAGAAGAACAAGUGGGGUGGUGUUCACGCCAAUUCUUUAUCCUCUUCCGCCUCUGUUGCUGAGCCCACCGAGUCCUCCUCUAUGACAUCUGCUUCCAAUAAUAAUAUGGCUGCCGCUCAGGCUCCUGCAACUACAACCGCUGGAGGCGCUGUCUCUAGAUCUUCUUCUAGUAUGUCCAGAGCGACAAGUCCUGCUGCUACGUCUUCACCUCAACAUCGUAACGGUGCUGAAAAUAUGCAAGCUAGUAGUGCUUUUGUUAUGGCAGCUGCCGGUGUUGCUGCCUACCUGAUCCUUUAGGUUGGUAUCAUUAAUACCAAUCUCCAACGUACAAUAUUAAAAAAUCCAAUGACGGCUUCUUUUCGUCACUUAAUUUUUCCUUGCUAUAGAGAACUCCUCCGAUAAUUUAUUUAAUCUUUCCGUUUUGAUGACAAACUAAAUCAAUAAACGAUUCCCGUAAGACAAUUAUAUUAGCUCUAAUAUAAUGUUGACAUGCUAUAAGCUACAGUUGUGAUCAUAAGCUCAUCCUUAUGCCAUUAUCGCUUUGAAUGAAUUCUUAUAAGAUACCAAAGUACACCAGUAAACAAUUUUCUGAUUUAUUUGCUAUG